AUGCGCACCACUGCGGUCCACGAGCGACGCCGGACCCGGGACCGGGAGGCGAAGCGCAAGGCCCGCGAACAACACAAGCGCGAUGUUGCGGCGCUUGUCGCGUCGAUCGCCGAGCUCCGUGAAGCGGCCAGCGUCCUCCAGGGCACGCAGUUGUCAUGGCAGGACGUGGCGCUCGCAUUACGCACCAGCACGCAGUCGAGUGUCCUUGAAAACAAGGCGCUUCGGGCCGAGCUCGUAACGACCUCGUCGCUCGUGCGCGAGCUGCAGGCAUGGGUUGACGCUACGGCGAGCAUCCCCGCGGCACCACCUCGACUCGCCGAAGCCUCGUGGCGCGACGCGUACCUUCCAAUGGAGCCGCGCACUCGACAACUCGGGUACAUUUGGAUUGCGCAGCAGCUCGACCAUGCUGCGAACGAGCGCUUGCACCCGGCACUCUUUCCGCACACGCUGGAAGACUCGAUCCGGGUCGAGUGGUCACGGCUCAGCCGGAAGCUCGUCAUGCAAAAGAUCGUGACGGCGUCGACGCACGAGGCCGCCAAAGCACUUUGGCUUGUCAACCGCGCGACGCCCGAGUGUCACUUGUACCCCAAUUUCCUUGUUUCGAGCGACGUCGAGUCGUUGCACCAUGAGAUGAAUGCCGAGAGCGAGAUGAGUUAUGUGCGCGAGCUCUGCAACGGGCGCAGCGUCAACGUCUUGCAUCGACGCGUCACGAUCGACGACGAGCGCGUCCUCGUCGCCUACCGGUCGAUUCGUCAUGAUGAUCUCUUUGCCAGCGACCGCCUUGACACCUUUCAAGAAUGGAACGAAGUGCGGCGUGUCUCAAAGACCCAGUGCGUGAUUCGAACCGUCUCGGUGCUCGAGCCCAACGAACCCUACCCCUCGGUGGCCGCGCUCCUACGAACCGAAUAUCCGAAUUUGUACACCGAGUCGAUGACGGCGAUGCCGCCUCGUAUUCUCGUCGAGACGCAUUUCCGUCGGGUGCUCCAAGUUAAGGGCCAUGCGCUUGCCAAAGCGUACUUUGCCCUCGUGGAUGAAGUCCUCGCCAGCUUACAAGCCCCGAGCGUUGCAGAGUAA
Messenger RNA from Saprolegnia parasitica CBS 223.65, 1074 nucleotides. RefSeq lists its product as hypothetical. Bases 1 to 1074 code for a protein of 357 amino acids. The record is from RefSeq and is a predicted model, not a curated record. The transcript has 4 exons. Lineage: Eukaryota; Oomycota; Saprolegniomycetes; Saprolegniales; Saprolegniaceae.